Pristis pectinata (smalltooth sawfish) is the source of this 3254-nucleotide messenger RNA. Its product is annotated as histone H3.3A. The coding region runs from base 200 to 610 and encodes 136 amino acids. NCBI's taxonomy places the organism in Eukaryota, Metazoa, Chordata, Chondrichthyes, Rhinopristiformes, Pristidae. Gene Ontology annotation, molecular function: DNA binding; structural constituent of chromatin; protein heterodimerization activity. The transcript has 5 exons. The record is from RefSeq and is a predicted model, not a curated record. Gene Ontology annotation, cellular component: nucleosome.
GUCUGGAGGCUUCCUUCAUGAGCUUGAAGUCGUUGUAUCUGUGGCUCUUAUCUCCUUGCACUGAUCGCCUUUCCUCGCCACGUGGUGUGCGCAAACGGCGCCGAUUUGUAAAUUUCAAUUGAACGGAAGGGGGUCAAAUUUUACUCAUAUUGGCGGGAUAGACCAAGGAGGAAGGUGUGCGGUGUACUGAAGGUGGAAUAUGGCACGUACCAAGCAGACAGCUCGUAAGUCUACAGGUGGCAAAGCCCCUCGCAAGCAGCUGGCUACUAAAGCGGCGCGUAAAAGUGCACCAUCCACCGGGGGUGUCAAGAAGCCUCACCGUUACAGGCCGGGGACCGUGGCCUUGCGAGAGAUCCGCCGUUACCAGAAAUCGACUGAGCUGCUGAUCCGCAAGCUACCCUUCCAGCGCCUGGUGCGUGAAAUCGCCCAGGACUUCAAGACGGACCUACGUUUCCAGAGUGCAGCAAUCGGUGCCCUCCAGGAGGCAAGCGAGGCUUACCUGGUCGGCCUCUUCGAGGACACCAACCUGUGCGCCAUCCACGCCAAGAGAGUCACCAUCAUGCCCAAGGACAUCCAGCUGGCCCGUCGCAUCCGUGGGGAGCGGGCCUAAGGUGGCUGUGGGGUGGGAGGAGGCUGGGGGCUUCCCUGCCCCCCCCCCCCCCACUUGUUCGGUAGUUCUGUCGACUGUUCUAGAAUUUUCCUCUGAGGAAACUGUCGCUGUUCUAACUCCUUCCUGGGGGGGAGGGGGUGGGUGGGGCUGGGUCUGAGGUAAAAUUAUAUAAAUUUUUUUAUUUUUUUUUUCCCUAUCUCUUUCCACGCAGGUGAAUUAGGGCUCGGUGCUUCAGGCAAGUGUGGGACGUCGUGCUGCCGGCACCCCGCCCACCUCUCCCCGUCCCCGCCGACCGUGCUGUCGUUCUGCGCCUGCGCCCACUCUCCGUUCCUGCUGCCGGCGCCGUCUCCCCGCCAUCCGUGCCUGCGCCCAAUCUCCGUCACCGCUGUCUUCCUGCCGCCAGCGCCCCGCCCCUCGCACGAGUCGAACGCGGCUUGAGGGUGGGAAGGGGGACGCGGUCUCUUGGAGGAGGAAGAGGAGAGGGAAUCUUCCUCCCUUCUGACGUUGGUCGUUCGCUGGGCGGGUGAGUCAGGAAUGAUCAGCCGGUUUCAGCUCGGAUGUGGCUGGGGAGCAGCGCCUGGCGGCCCCAGGGACGUCCGGCGGCCGCAGUACCUCCUCCUCGGCGGUAGGGGGCGGGGCUUGUCUGGAGGGCCGCUGUGGACAUCCUGUGGAGGGGCCGAGUGGUACAGGAGCCCAGCGCUGCCCCAUCAGGGGCGUUAAAUUCCUCUCCCCUCCUCCACUUUUUGCCUUCCACACCCCCCCCCCCCCCCCCCCCCCCCCACACCCCAGGCAUUCGAGGGGCAACAAGGAGUCUGAGCUGGGGCUGGGCUUCCCAUUGACUACCUGGUGCCAUGCAAUUUGGCCACACAGGACCAUGUCUGGGCACUCCCUGAUGCAGUUCGUCCAGAGCUGUACAUUUGGCAUUCAUUCAUCACUUAGUGGAAUGAACGGGGAGUAAUGUGGCUUGGAUGGUGUUGAAAUUUAAGUUUAUCCUUGCACUUCCCCUCUUUCCACCCCCCCCACCAAACACCCCAAGGAUUAGAAAUGCUUCCUGAUCUCAACACUAAAUUAUAGUUGCCCACCCUGUUCCAGACUUGUCUGUCUGUCUCUCUCUAGCCAUGGUUAAAUGGGCCCAAACGUACCAAUUGGUACCCUGCCUUUUAUAAUAAAUUUUAUACUGCAGUAAAGAAGAAAAAACUAUUUUUCCAUUGCUAAUAUUGACUUUGCGACAAUUUAAUCGGGGGGUGGGGGGGGGGGGUGAGGAAGUGACAAUGGGUGCUUACCAAUUUACCUCCAAGCCGUGAGAUGGCAAAUUGUUCGUACUGUUUCCUUUGGCUACCUGUUCUUUCCUCAGCCACAAUGAACCCAGUGGAUUGGGAUGAUUUUUGAAUUAUUUUUAUUCUCGUUGUUUAUGGUUUUUAUAAAAACUGUUCUGUGGGCAGUUUUUACUUCAGUCUCUUAUUGAGAAGAGACAUUUUUGGAGGGCAGAUUCCUUGCAAAAUGUCUGCCACCAGAAUGUUUUAACCCCAUUCUCUUUGUAAGCUGAAUCCCCAGGAAAAAAAUACAAUUCAUUCAAAAUUAGCAUUUCAAAUGUGAAAUGGCGGCAAGAAAGUGUCUGAACUCUUGGUGGUUGGGAGUAAGGAACCUGUUCCUCAUUGCUGGAUGAGGUAACUUUCAGAAUCUGGAUUAUCCAAGUGUGUCUGUGAUUUUGCUUUUGUUUGGGUGAACGGUUGGCUUUAAAAGAAAAUUGCUUCUCUUCCUGCCCACCAGAUUCACAACAUGGGUGUGAGUGGGCUGUUACCCCUUGCAAAGGAGGGAAUGCGGGUGGGUAGGAUUAACUACCAAGCUCACCUUUUGAAUGGAGGUGCAUCCCUGCAGGUGAAAUGGAAACUUCCUUGUUCUGCUGACUGUUAAGGUUUACUGGUGAGGAAACUGGGAGGUUGUGGUCCAGGUGGGCACUGGCUUAUUAGUACAAACCCAGUGUUCAUCAGCAAUGCUCAUUGGUGAUGGCCAGAGACUGGCAACAGAAGAUUGGAGCUGAGGCAAGCUGUAGGACAGCAUCAGUCUGUCCCUGCCCUAGGAAGGUGUUGCAGGAUAGUGUAAAGGGAGAUUUACUCUGCAUCUACCCCAUACUGUCUCUUCCUUGGGAACUUGUCAUAGGACAGUGGAGCAGGAGCUGUACUCUGCCGUCCCUGCUUUGGGAAUGCCUUUCCCCACGUCAACAUUGCUUUGAGCAUAACUGUUGUUCUAAAGAAUACUUUCACAGGAAAUGGCUCCUGUCUCACCUCUGCCAAUCAUCACUGGGUGCCCCCCCUCUCCUGCCCACGCUCCCCCCUUUCCCUCCAUUCUAAAAUGGACAAAAUGCCUCCCACACUUGCGGCACUAGUUUCUCUAGUUCACAGCACAGUCCAGGGUAUUUUAUAAUCCAGUCUUUAAAUCUUUCAUAUCAACUACACUGUAGAAAAAGAAAAUGUUUGUAGAAAGCGUUUUAUUUGUGUUUUAAAAGAAUAAUCUAAACCUGUUUGUAUUUGUCUUUCUAAAGAGGUUUCUUCAUCUGUAUUCAUGACGUGUCUCCUCUGCGUUCUGUGACCACUGUCUCCUUUCUCUAUCUUGUACACAUUACUAUUAAAAGCGUGAAAUCUGA